This is a messenger RNA of Lepisosteus oculatus (spotted gar), 3691 nucleotides long. NCBI's taxonomy places the organism in Eukaryota, Metazoa, Chordata, Actinopteri, Semionotiformes, Lepisosteidae. The record is from RefSeq and is a predicted model, not a curated record.
GUAGCAAAAUUUACCAGAGAUAAAUAUACCAGAUAUUGUACCUCUCUUUGGGAUUAUGUGAAGCAAAAAAAGCAAAAGAGACAAAAAAAUUAAAAAAACAUGUAACCUCCACUUUUUCAACUUUUAUGUAGGUAUCAAAAUUUGGUCAUAGUUAAUUAUUUUAUCAUUGUUCAUUUUUGUUCCACCUGAGCCCUUAAUCACCAAUAGUUUUUAAUUUUUAAUUUUCUGAGGCAUUGUUUAAAAUGUGCUUUCCCCUCUUAAAAAGAUCUAUAAGAUUUGUUAUUCAUGUGAAAACUUUGCUAAUUAGCAAGUUUCAGGACUGCCCUGAGAUGUGUGAGCUGAAAUAUAACCUAUUGGACUUAAACAGAAGCAAAAACACUCACUAUAUAUGGGAGCUGUCAUUCCAACCUGUGUCUCUUAAUCAUUUAUUGAUCACCUACUAAGAGCCAUUCAUCCAGAAAUAAGGGAGCAAAUUCUAAAUUGCCAAGCUAAGGAGAGAGUCUUUGCUGAAGUAAUUGGAAAUAAAACACUUUAACUAGGGUGUUUUUAAAAACAAGGGCUGAGUGCAGAAAAAAAGUCUAAAUGAACAGUUACAGGCAUUAAUUAGCACUGGUGAUUGAGGGCCCAGUUGGACAGCAGACACAGGGGUACUCCAGGAAAAAGAAGCACUGGUCUCGCACAUACAGUAAGCACGUAACUACCAUCCUCAAGGGCUGCAGUGUAGCAUGUUUUAGUGGUCUCUUGAAAACAGCUUGACUUAAAAAUAUUGGGGAAAAAACAAAAGCUGGUGGCCUCUGAGGUGGCAUACGAAAGCAGAGCCACACCACUGCAUGUUAAUGCUUCAGUAUUCGAAAGCAGAGUCACACUGUUGUGUGCUAAUGCAUCCGUAUAUGAAAGCAGAGUCACACUGAUGCGUGUUAAUGCUUCAGUAUUCGAAAGCAGAGCCACGCUGUAGUGUGCUAAUGCAUGUGUAUACGAAAGCAGAGCCACAGUAUCAUGCACGCUCAGAAAUUCUGAUAGCAGCACCUUGUCUCGCCAGGCUUCCCUCUUGUGAGGAGGAGCUGCAGGAGCUCAUGCACCAGAUCGACAUCAUGGUGAGCCGUCGGAAGCAGGAGUGGGAGAGGCAUAGCCAGGCAUUGCAGGCCUGCCUGGAUGCCAGAGAGCAGGAGCUGCUCCACGCCCGUGCUGCUCUGGACCACAAGCACCAGGAGGUAGCCACACUGCAGUGUCACAUCAAAGAGAUGAAGAACUCUAAUAAAGAGCUGGUUCAGAAAUAUGAGGAGCGCCUCAACACUCUUCAGUCUGAACUGCACAAAUUGAAAGUCAGCUAUGAAAAACUUCAGCGCCACCACAUGAAACAGGCCCAAGAAGCCACUAAUGAGGAGGACAGCACCUUUGAAAGCAGCAGGUUAAGCAGGAAGCUGGAGGACCUCCAAGCCAAAUCAAAAGAGUGGGAGAAGCAGAGCACAUUGCAUCAGAAAGAGUUAGCCAUCUUAGAGUCUCAAAGGAGAUCCUUGGCAGAAAAAUGUGAAUAUUUUCAGCGAACGUGUCACAGCUAUGAGGGCCAGCUGUGCAGUGAAUGGAAGAAGCAGCGAACGUGCGAGAGGACACAACGGAGGAGAGAGUCUGAGGCCGCUCAUGUCAGGGACAGCGCUGAGCAGAGACAUGAGGAGGAGGUGAACUCUGCCGAGAGAGAGCAGCAGGGGGAGAUACAGCACCUACAGCAGUCUCUCAUACAACAUCAGAAAACAGGGGAGGAGCUGAAGGCAGAGCUGAAGGUCCGAGAUGACCUCCUGCAGACAGCAGAGCUCCAGGAGAAACAAUGGAGAGGAGAAGUGGCCAGACUGCAGGAGCAACUGUCAAUGCAGGAGAGCGCCAUCAGGAUGGAGGAGCAGAGCUGCAGGAAUCUGAUGGCAACUGAGAUGCUCAGCUUGAAAGUAGUCUUGGACAGUGUACAGCAGCAGCUUAAAGCCAGUCAACAGAAGGAAAAAAUACUAAGAACUGAGAUAACAAGGCUGCAAGCUGGGGCGGAGCCGUCAUGCUCUCAUUGCAUGCAGCUCAAAGGGAGUUCGUCCGUGGUGAGAGAAAAUGUGCAGUGGCAGCUGAAGGCUGCUGGUGAAAACAAGGAUAAUGAAAUCGUCAAGCUGAAAGGGAUACUGGAGAAGCUGGAGGUGUCGCAGAACACCCAGGCAGAGGCUUCGAGGGAUGAAAUUUCACGCCUCACUGCACAGCUGCGGGACACAGAGAGUGCCAGGGCAUCAGCCAUCCAGAGAGCCACACUCCUCCAGAACGAGCUGAGAAAAAUUAAAGGCAAAGCUGCUGAACACCAGGUGGCCAAGAUUCAACUUGAGGCGGUUAGUCUGGAAAAUAAAUACUUAAAGGAACUGAUCACAGAAAAGGAAUCAAGAUCUGCGUCAGUGAGCACAUUGGAAGAGAUUGUCGGUGAUGCUACAAGUACUGUGAUCAUUGGAGACUACAAGGGCAUCUUAAACCAUGAGGAAGAGGAGCUUCACCAGACAGAGAGAAAUUCCUAUUCCUGGGAAACUACCCAAAGGAACUUGCAGUCCCCUGAGCAGGAGGACAGACCCACCAGGGACAUGGCAGAGGAGAGGGCCAGCAAAUUAGUAAACAGGCUGCCCACAUCUGCAAGUCUACCCUGUCUCCAUGACAACAGCCUCAUUGAAGAGGAGCUUCCCCAUGCAGGCAUGUCGAAGAAUGUGUCAGACCUGCUAGACAGCAAAGAGGAUAUUGUGCUGCAGGAGUCAUUCGAAGCCGAGCUGUUCCUGGAGGAAGAGGAGAGAAGGUCAAAAGCAGUGGAGCUGCUGUUUGAUUCAUACAUCGAUCAGCUUCACCAUGACACAUGGAAGACGCUGCAAAAGUACAGCGUAGCUAAACGGAUCUGACAGUCUGGAUGUGGUAGAAUCUCCCCUCAUCUCUCUUCUCUAGUGGGAAUACAGGAUAUUCAACCUUUCAUGGUUUGGCCUUUGACUGCAAAACUGGGAAGAUUCAUUCAUGUAUUGAAAGCCUUCUUAGAUGACACCUGGCUCAAAUAAGUGCUUUAUUUGGACUACCAGUCUGAAUCAGGCUGUCUUAAAGGCACUUUGAUGAGAGGGUGUACAGUAAAAACUCACCCAGGACUACUAAUACAUGCUGGAUUAUUCCCUUAUCUACAACUUGAUUUAAAAAGCAGAAUAUGGUACAUAAACACUGGAACAGUUUUUCUUUGACACUUAAUCUUACACCUUCUGCAUGACAGACUUUUCUGCAUUAAUAUGGCUGGUACACCCUAAUCUGGUCAUACCCAAAUCACUUUCAAUUUAAACCCCUUCUAUUGAAUUGUUUAGCAAAUCUGAAAAAAAGUUCUGAACACAUGUACUCCUUUAUUCCCUUUCAUGUAACUAAACACUAAUUGUGAAACACCACAAAGUUGUUUUCAGAAACUCUUAGACAGAGAAGAACAGUAGCAUUAAGCUUUGCAGUUUUAUUUACUGAAAUUACAUGUUCUGAUGUGUAAGGCACAUUUUUUUCCAAUCUGCACAUAUGUCAUAUCGUAUGACACAAAGAUGCCAUUGUCAGUCAGUUGUAAUAACUUAAUGGUACAAAAUGUGUAUUAUCCUAUCAUACACAUAAUACAAAUUGACAGUGUAGUGUCUCCUCAAGGACAAUGUCAAUCAUAAAAAACAAACUUCAG